AUCACAGAGCGAGGCUUUGGCGUGGCGCUGCAGUACACCAAAGAACACGACUCGCAGUUGCCGUUGAAGCUGGAGGAGACAGUGGGAUGGAUAGCCGUGGCCCACGGUGAUACGUUAUUCACUAAGCCCAAUAAUACUACCGUGUGGAUUGUGGCCGAAAAGGAGGUUGCCACUCUGAAUGAAGGUGUGCCUGGG
Messenger RNA from Sphaeroforma arctica JP610, 195 nucleotides. RefSeq lists its product as hypothetical. Lineage: Eukaryota; Ichthyosporea; Ichthyophonida. The transcript has a single exon. The record is from RefSeq and is a predicted model, not a curated record. The annotation marks the transcript as partial.